Cavia porcellus (domestic guinea pig) is the source of this 1602-nucleotide messenger RNA. RefSeq lists its product as uncharacterized. Bases 691 to 1167 code for a protein of 158 amino acids. NCBI's taxonomy places the organism in Eukaryota, Metazoa, Chordata, Mammalia, Rodentia, Caviidae. The transcript has 2 exons. The record is from RefSeq and is a predicted model, not a curated record.
CGCCUCCGGGAGGGGAGGGGGCGCGGCAGGGAUGCAGGGGAAAAAGUGGGCGAGCAAGAGCGUUGAAAAUAUCGUGACAAGAAGUUUCCGUGCGCCCGGGAGCGUGUGAAUUGCUCCUAAUUACCGUGUCCGGUGCGUCUCUCUACCAGACGUGUGCAACCCCUCGGCCUCGGGGCCCGGCUUGGCCUCGCCACUCUCACUGGCCUGCGGCUCUGGGCAAAGCGAAGCUUCCCUAGUGGUUCCCGCGGCCUGGGGCGGGAUAGGGGCAGGUGACAAUUCAAUUACCGCAGUCGGGCUGGGAGUGGAGCUGGGGGCAAGGUGGGGUACCCGUGGCGUAAAUGCCAAGACAGUUUUUCUUGCCUCCUCUGGCUCUGGGUCAGCGAGUUCCCAAGUCUGGCGCGCGUGGGAUAGUUGGUGGCUUGGCUCCCCCCUUGCCUUGAAAGCUCAGAGCCUUCAUUCUGGAACUCUUGGUACGUCACGGAGGGUAAAUUGUGGUUAGGAUUUUGGUUUUUAAAAGAGCAGCUCAGAGGAGAAAUGAGACCGCGCUUCCCGCCCGUCCCAGCAGCAGCCUUGCGCUUUCCCCUCCCCGCCCCGCGGUGUCCUCCUGGCCCCUUACUCUUUCCUGGCCUCAUUUCUCCUGGUCUCCAGUUCUUUUCUGUGGCGAUGGAAUUCCUAUUGUCGUUAUUUUAAAUGAACGAAAAGUUUUUGUCUUUUUCAAAUGAAAGUAAAGUGUCCGCCUCCCCAUUGCCCCGGCCCUGGACGCGUCCACCUGCCCUUCCCGGCGCGGGCCGAGCUCUCCGCGGUGCAGCAGCCGCUUUGGCCGCGCCUCGCGCUACCUGCGCUGACGUCACGGCCCGGAGGGUCCGCCGAGGAGAGGAAAAAAAUCAUUUGAGGACAGUGAGCCUCCAGGUUGUUCUCCUUCCAUCGCCAACUUGGCGUGGUGUUAGGGCGGCUCGUCCGACCUUUUCUGUGGAUCUGGCCCAGGACAAACCCGAGCGCAGAAAGGGCCCUGGGCCCGCCGCCCCGCCGCCCCAGAACCGGAGAGAGCGAGGAAGGUGCGGCCGACAGGACCCCACCACCGGCGCAGAAGCUCGCGCCCCAAGAGUGCCGCGCUCUCUCCCCUGGACGAAGCCAACCCGAAGGACAACGCUGGAUGGGAUGGGGUGAGAGAUGGAAGAAUCUGGGGGACAGAGUUCAACAGGCCCGGGCACCAGGGAGCUGCGACUAGGACAGCCUGCGACAGGGACAGAAAUGGGCCGCUGCUUCCCGGAAAUCCCAUUUUCUCUGGAGCCUGGGAAUGGGUUUGGGUGUAAGAGUCAGCUCGAGAUGGUGUCCCAAAGCAGCGAGGCCAAGGCAGUGCGUUGGGAUAAUAGGUCCACCCUGAGCACAGGACCGAGCCCCAACUUGCAGCACCCCGAGGUUAUGCCGCUGAUUAAAUCCGUGAGACAGCCGCGCUCUGGCGGGGGUGGGAACUGGGAGGGUCCCCCUCAGUGUCAGGGAGCCACUCAAGGGUCGCUAGGCGCCUGCUCCUAGAGCUUCUCCUGCAAAGUUUUCACGAAAUUAUUUUAAAGUCAAAACGAGGGACAAGGAUAUAGCUCAGCA